AUGAAUAAUAAAUUAGAUGAAAAGUUAACUCAAGAGCUUGAAAAAGAAAGCGAAAAAUCAAAUCUCAGCGAUAAAAAUGAAAUAAACAUCCUUUCAUCAAAAAAGCAUAUCAAAACUGAUAUUUCUGCUUGGAAUGAUGAAUUUCAGCAUACAAAAAUUCCCAAAACUUUGUUUGGAAAAAGAAAAUCUCACAAAACGAGUUUUUCAGUUGAAUCAAAUACGUUUGAUAUGAUGGACUUAGGCCCCAAAAAAUCUCCUGAAAAGCCUAAGAAUAAUGGAUUUUUAAGAGGCUUAAAAUUUGACCCAGGAUUUGAAGCAAUUAGGGAUUUUCUUCAAGAUAAAGAAUUUGAUAAAACAAAAGAUACAAUUGAUACUAAUGGUAAAACACAUACAUCUACAUUUGAUUAUCCUUCUAAUUGUUAUUUUAACACUACAGAUUCUAAUGACCAUUUUCACGACAAAAUUCUUUGUGAUAAGCAAAUGGUAAUUUUAACUUAGAUUUGCAAAAUCCUCAAAAGAGCUAAAUCAGGUCUCAAAGGAAUCAGCAGAAUUUUGCCAUCAUGCAAAAUCACAACUGAAGAGACACUAAACUGGUUCAAAAUUCGAAGAAAUAAUUCUUCAAAAUCAAGGCCGAUUCACAGUCGUGAAUCUUCUAUAACUCAAUCUCCAUCCCGGAAUACUAAAAAGCCUUAUUAUAUUACUACAAAAUCAAUUCCAAAAGCACACCAUAUACGGUCCAAAUCCACAGAAAGAUCUUUAGAUACUUUAAUUAUGUCAGGUAUGUCAAUAAAAAAUUACUUGUAA
Messenger RNA from Blepharisma stoltei, 804 nucleotides. The record is from the annotation of a GenBank genome assembly. NCBI's taxonomy places the organism in Eukaryota, Ciliophora, Heterotrichea, Heterotrichida, Blepharismidae.